Prorocentrum cordatum is the source of this 3309-nucleotide messenger RNA. The record is from the annotation of a GenBank genome assembly. NCBI's taxonomy places the organism in Eukaryota, Dinophyceae, Prorocentrales, Prorocentraceae.
AUGCGUACUUCUGCGCCUCGCGCUCCCGGCAUCCGGGAGGCGCGCGGGCCCCGUGUGCCGCCGCCCUACGAAGCUUUUAAUUACGGGGACGAGCCCUCCCGUGCGGUGCCCCGCGACAUCUUGCCUUUACCGCGGCCGGCGGUGGAGCGAUAUCGGGGUGCCGACGGGGGGCUCUCCCGUGCAGUCCGACAGCGCCUGGGUAAGCGCGAGAGUUUUGAGUUGGACUGUGAUCGCGCCGUCCACGCCUUGAACUCGCUCUAUCUUCACCAGGACCAGCCUCCCGUCGGCCAGGGCGCCGACCGUGCAGUUUUUGUUUCGCUGGGCCAGCGUCGCUGUCUUGAUAGAGUUCGGGGCUCCGUCGCCGCUCUCGGCCCGCCUCCGCCGGAGGUUACUCCCGCAGAAGCUCUCCGGAAGCUUCGCGUGGCGAGCUGGUAUGAUGUGGACUCUGCCGUGCUCGGUUCCUACAACCUCGCUAGCGUCUCGCUCCCCUCUGGCUCGCCGGCACCGGUGCCGCUCGAGGAUCUGUGGGGCGCGGGCGGGUCGGACAUGAUUAGGGACUUCGUCCAAAGCCGAUUGCUACCGUCUAGUGAGGUAGAUACUCGUUUGAAAAAUUCUCAGGUUGCGGUGCCGUAUAGUGAUCCGAAGCUGCGUCGGGUCGCGGCCUUUGAGGAGUUCAUCCGUGCAUUGCAGCAGCGAGGCAUGGUAGAUUUCAGCUUCUCAGCCAAGGAAAGGAAUCGCAUUGUAGAUAAGCAGGUGACGCCGGACCUUCAUCGUGCGUGCCACUCGCAGUAUGUGGACAACUUCAUCGCCGUUUCUACUGACGCCAGUGCUGUUCGCUCUCUGGUUGCGGAUGCUAUUCGUGCUCUUGAAGGGCGGGGUCUCGUCGUUCAUGAGGAGGAGUAUUCUGGGGAGGACAAGGUGGCCCAGGUUUUGGGGUGGCAGGUGGUGGCCGUCGAUGCUAGUGAGUGGGGGCUGGGGGCGUGCGCUGCACAGUGUGGGGCCUCUCUUGCCCGGAGCGUCGGUCGGACCUCGGAGCGUUGGCGCUGGGGUCGGGUCGGCGCUGCCAUGGGACCUCGUCGCCGCGCGCUGGACCACGCUCGUAAAGCCGAGGCGGCGGCGGCCCUGUCGGGGGGGGCCCGCGAGGCUGCCCCCUGGAUCGCCGCCGCCAACGACGUCCCAGGGCCCGAGUGCGCUCCCCCCCAGCCCCCCUCGGCGGGCUCAGGUGUCCUGGACAGCCCCGGAGACGUCUUCGGGUUCGGUCGGGUCAAGCGGGUCGUGGACUUCCCAGAGGUCCCGAGGGAGAUGAUCGAGCAGCAGUGGUCCGUCGUCGGUCGCUUCCCGUGGAGGCGCAAGGGGGAGAGUAUCGCCGUGUACGAGGCCAGGGCCACGUUGUACGGGUUUCGUCAUCUUCUUCGUUCGUCUCGGAACCUUGGGAAGCACGCGGUGGUCCUGGGGGACUCGCAGUCGACGGCCGGGGCGGUGGCGCGGUUUCGGAGCGACAGCCGUAGCAUGAUGCGGGUCGCCCAGGCGAUCGCGGCCCUCUCGCUCGCAACCGGUUCCGCCUUGCAUUAUCGGUGUUUGCCCUCGGAGUGGAACCCAGCCGUUGCUCGCCCUCCUCCACCCAAGAGGAAGCGCCAGACGGUGGCCGACGUCGCGGCCCGGCGGAGGGCCUCUGCCGUCACGGUGGGGGGGCUCACGGUGCUGGAGAGCGCCUCGGUUCGGCCUCGGACGCGGCAGAAGUACCAGUCGCUGUUCGCCGAGUUCCUGGCGUGGCUCGCCGUCCCGGUGGCAACCUCCGAGGCGGGCGUCGACCGGCAGCUCGUGGGGUGGCUGGACGCGCUGUACCUGGGCGGCGAGAACCUGGGCGCGGCCCAGUGGGGCUUCGCGGCGGUGACGUUCUUCACGGGCCUCCAGAAGUCCGCGGGGGCCCUCGUGCCCAGGAGCCGGAGGGCCCUUCAGGGGUUCAGGCGCUGCUGCCCUCCCCAGUCGCGGCUGCCGCUGCCGCGCGAGGUGGUGGCCCUGAUCGCCAACGAGCUGGUCAGAUCGGGGAAGCUGCCCUGCGCGAUCGCGAUCAUCCUGAUCUUCGAGCUGUACCUUCGGCCAGGCGAGGUCUUCAGCGUGAGGGGGGUGGACCUCGUACCACCAGUGCCGGGCGUGGCAAGCGCCCCCUGCUGGGCCAUCACGCUUCACGCGCAGGAGGUCGGGAGGUCGUCAAAGACGAACGAGUUCGACGAGUCCAUGCGCCUGGAUCUGGAGCGGCAUGCCCCUCUCGGCCCGGCGCUCAAGGCCCUCUGUCAGGGCCGGAGCCCGCGCUCGCCGAUCUUCGACUUCGCCCUGAAGGACCUGGUGGCGGCGGUGUGCGGCGUCGUGCGGAGCCUCAAGCUGGACGAGUACCUCGGCGACGUCCACCUGCACCAGCUCAGGCACGGCGGCGCCCCGCACGACUCCGCCGGGGGCUUCAGGAGCCUGGAGGACGUGAGGCGCCGCGGGCGCUGGCGGUCGUGGGCUUCGGUCAGGCGCUACGAGAAGGGCAGCCGCAUCGGCCAGGUGCUGCUCAAGCUGCCCGACGACCUCCGCGCCCACGCGCUGUCCUGCGAGCGCUCGAUGGCCUCCAUCGUCCGCUUCUUCCUCGAGGUCUUCUCGGGGUCAGGCCGGCUCGGCCAAGCAGUCGCGAGGGAGGGCGUGAACGUUCUUCUCUGGGAUGUGGAGCUGGGUGCCGAUUACGAUCUUCGUCUGUCCCGGAACCGCAGCCUCAUCAGAGGAUGGAUCCGCUCAGGCAUCGUGAUCGGCGUCCACUUGGGAACGUCAAACUCGUCUCCCAUGGGCCUCGACGACCUGAGCCCCGCCGACGCCGACAAGGUUCGCGUCGGCAACUUGUUAAUGUUUUUCUCCGUGGCGGUGAUGCGGGAUGCUAUGCUUUUGGGAAUACCAGCUACUCUGGAGAACCCCGCCCGGAGCCGCAUCUGGAUCUGCCCCGCCAUGCUGAGAUUUCAGAAAUCCAACAAGAUCAAUUUCACUGUCACCGAUUUCUGCAUGUGGGGCGCCCAGUGGAGAAAGUCGACCGGCUUCCUCAGCGCGGGGCUGUGCAUGGACGCCCUCGCCGAGGCUCGCUGUCUCGGCGCCAAGCGUGUCCUGUGCAAGCGCUCCGGCCAGCCGCACAUCCCCAUCCAAGGGAAAAACGACAAGGGUGUCUUCUGGUCCAAGAUCGCCGAGCCUUAUCCUCCUGGACUUUGUAGAGCCCUGGCUUCUAUCUACUACAAUGCGUGGGCCUCGUCUAGAGCCGAGUUGUUCAACAAGAAGGUGUUUGCG